Messenger RNA from Paramuricea clavata, 406 nucleotides. The record is from the annotation of a GenBank genome assembly. Lineage: Eukaryota; Metazoa; Cnidaria; Anthozoa; Malacalcyonacea; Plexauridae.
AUGCACAAAAAGCAAACUCAAUCUAUUACUCUGUGCCCCCCAACACAGAUCAGUUUAGAGAAAGGACAUUGGAUGGAUCAUCAGCCCGUCUCCAGUGUAGCCGAUGGUGGUGUCAUUACGUUCCUGUCUCCAGGCACUGAAGAUUAUGUGGACCUUGCUAGAACGAUUCUCGUGGUGAGAGCGAAAGUGACAAAACCCGAUGGUACGGAUCUCGGAGCAGCCGAAAAGGUAUGGUAUUUUUCAUGGCGAAUAGAAAAUACCGUUUCCAAAUAUUAAUUUUUUGGCCAUUGAUAUCCAGUUCUCCGUAGCGCCUGCAGCCGCAGUGAGUCUCGUAUGUUACGGAGAGUUCGAGAAUACCGUGCACAUCGAUUCCGAAAGAAACGUUGUCUACGAUUACUCUGGAUGA